UUUUUUGUCUUUGGCUUCUUUUUAGUUUAUUCAUUCACUUAUUGUAAGAACCAACGAGCGGGAGAGAAGAACCAUUCCUUCAGUCUCGCGGCCACAAAACUUGGAUUCCCUGAUCUCUGUUUUCCAUCUUCCUAUCCGAUCUCGACAGCACGAUCUCAAGAAAUCUACUGGAUUGGAUCCUUCAGAGAGUUUGAAGAUGGGUUAUGUUGGUGUACAUGGAGUUGCUGCGUUGAAAAGACACAAAUACAGUGGUGUAGAUAAUUCGCUUGUUGCGAAAUACAUCUUACAACCCUUUUGGACUCAUUGCGUUACUUUGUUUCCACUUUGGAUGCCACCAAAUGUGAUAACACUUAUUGGUUUUACAUUCUUAUUUACUUCAGCACUCCUUGGUUACGUGUAUGCUCCUUUUUUGGAUGUACCACCUCCAAGAUGGGUACAUCUUGCACAUGGAUUGCUUCUUUUUUUAUACCAGACAUUUGAUGCUGUUGAUGGUAAGCAAGCUAGACGAACAAAUUCCUCCAGUCCCUUGGGGGAACUUUUCGACCAUGGAUGUGAUGCACUUGCAUGUGCGCUUGAAGCCUUGGCUUUUGGGAGCACUGCGAUGUGUGGAAAGAGUGCUUUCUGGUUUUGGGUUAUUGCAGCUGUUCCAUUUUACGGUGCAACUUGGGAGAACUAUUUCACCAAUACACUUCUUCUUCCGGUGGUAAAUGGACCCACUGAAGGUCUCAUGUUGAUAUACCUGACCCACGUCUUUACCUUUUUUGUUGGUGCUGAAUGGUGGGCUCAACAGUUUGGGGUGUCUAUUCCUUUAUUGAGUUGGGUACCUUUUAUUUCUGAAAUCCCGAUGUACAGAGUUGUUUUGCUUCUGAUGACUGCUUUUGCUGUUAUACCAACUGUUAUCUUCAACAUAUACAAUGUCCAAAAGGUCGUUCAAGCAAGAAAAGGAAGCAUGUUCCUGGCAUUAGCAAUGCUUUGCCCCUUCAUCAUACUCCUAGGAGGAAUACUAGUCUGGGAUUAUUUGUCCUCAGCUGAUUUCAUCAGGAAAUAUCCGCAUUUAGUCAUAUCAGGAAGUGGACUUGCAUUUGGAUUCCUUGUGGGGAGGAUGAUUCUGGCUCAUAUGUGUGAUGAACCCAAGGGAUUGAAAACUGGAAUGUGCAUGUCACUACUGUAUCUUCCUUUUGCUAUAGCAAAUGCGCUCACUGCCAAGCUCAAUGAUGGAGUUCCUUUAGUUGAUGAAAGAUUGGUGGUUGUUGGCUACUUUAUCUUCACAGUAUCACUGUACCUCCACUUUGCGACAUCAGUCAUUCACGAAAUUACUGCCGCCUUGGGUAUCUGCUGUUUCAGGAUAACCAGCAAAAAGGCGUAAAGAUGGUAGCGUGUUGCGCAGGACCUCUUUGUUCCACCUGCCGAAACUCAGUUCCACGACGGUGAAGUCCCGAUUAUUUGCUUCAAGCUUUGGCGGCCCAGAAACUGUGUAUUAGCUAUCAUUUAACUUCCCCAGAUGCUGUGAACUGCUAACAAACUGAUUAACAUGCACAAGCAAAUUGGCGGUGUAUUCAAGUAGUCAACUUUUGUGAAUGUUCUUUUUUGUUGAUCUGUAGUUCUGGUUAUCCUCAAAAAAGGUUGAUUGUUCUCAGAAAUAUUUUUAACCUUAUGUAAUGGUAAAAUGGGUGUUUCAUUACAUUUUUGCAAUUUCGUUUGCUGUAAAGAAAAAUUGUGAACCUGGUGGCACAAGACAUGUCGUGUUCUUCUUUUGGUG
Molecule: messenger RNA, 1759 nt
Organism: Papaver somniferum (opium poppy)
Lineage: Eukaryota; Viridiplantae; Streptophyta; Magnoliopsida; Ranunculales; Papaveraceae
Product: choline/ethanolaminephosphotransferase 1-like
Exons: 19
Coding region: 197-1366 (389 amino acids)
Biological process (GO): phospholipid biosynthetic process
Cellular component (GO): membrane
Molecular function (GO): phosphotransferase activity, for other substituted phosphate groups
Source: RefSeq, a predicted model, not a curated record